This is a messenger RNA of Peromyscus eremicus (cactus mouse), 3709 nucleotides long. RefSeq names its product protocadherin 19 (gene Pcdh19). Gene Ontology annotation, cellular component: plasma membrane. Gene Ontology annotation, biological process: homophilic cell-cell adhesion. NCBI's taxonomy places the organism in Eukaryota, Metazoa, Chordata, Mammalia, Rodentia, Cricetidae. The record is from RefSeq and is a predicted model, not a curated record. The transcript is spliced from 6 exons. The coding region runs from base 1 to 3435 and encodes 1144 amino acids. Gene Ontology annotation, molecular function: calcium ion binding.
AUGGAGUCUCUCCUGCUGCCGGUGCUACUGCUGCUGGCGGUACUGUGGACACAGGCGGCCGCCCUGAUUAACCUUAAAUACUCGGUAGAAGAGGAGCAGCGCGCCGGGACAGUGAUCGCUAACGUGGCCAAGGACGCGCGGGAGGCCGGCUUCGCGAUGGAUACGCGGCAGGCUUCUGCGUUCCGCGUGGUGUCCAACUCAGCUCCGCACCUGGUGGACAUCAACCCCAGCUCAGGUCUGUUGGUCACCAAGCAGAAGAUCGACCGAGACCUGCUGUGCCGCCAGAGCCCCAAGUGCAUCAUCUCGCUAGAGGUCAUGUCCAGCUCAAUGGAGAUCUGUGUGAUUAAGGUGGAGAUCAAGGACCUGAACGACAAUGCUCCCAGUUUCCCGGCCGCACAGAUUGAGCUAGAAAUCUCUGAGGCAGCCAGUCCCGGUACGCGCAUCCCACUGGACAGCGCUUAUGAUCCGGACUCGGGCAGCUUUGGUGUGCAGACCUAUGAGCUCACACCCAACGAGCUGUUUGGCCUGGAGAUAAAGACGCGGGGUGACGGUUCGCGCUUUGCUGAACUCGUGGUGGAGAAGAGCCUGGACCGUGAGACACAGUCACACUACAGCUUUCGCAUCACAGCACUCGACGGAGGUGACCCACCACACUUGGGCACAGUUGGCCUCAGCAUCAAGGUGACUGACUCUAAUGACAACAACCCGGUGUUUGGAGAGUCCACCUACUCAGUGAGCGUGCCUGAGAACUCGCCUCCCAAUACACCUGUCAUCCGCCUGAAUGCCAGCGACCCCGAUGAGGGCACCAAUGGCCAGGUGGUCUACUCCUUCUACGGCUAUGUCAAUGACCGCACACGUGAACUCUUCCAAAUUGACCCACACAGCGGCCUAGUCACUGUCACCGGUGCGCUAGACUACGAAGAAGGACACGUGUACGAGCUGGAUGUGCAAGCCAAGGACCUGGGGCCCAACUCUAUCCCUGCACACUGCAAAGUCACCGUCAGCGUACUAGACACUAAUGACAACCCGCCAAUUAUCAACCUACUAUCGGUCAAUAGCGAGCUUGUGGAGGUGAGCGAGAGCGCCCCCCCGGGCUACGUGAUUGCCCUGGUUCGGGUGUCUGAUCGCGACUCAGGUCUCAAUGGACGUGUGCAGUGCCGCUUGCUGGGCAAUGUCCCCUUUCGGCUGCAGGAGUAUGAGAGCUUCUCCACUAUCCUUGUUGAUGGACGGCUAGAUCGUGAGCAGCACGACCAGUACAAUCUUACGAUUCAGGCUCGAGACAGCGGUGUGCCUAUGCUGCAAAGUGCCAAGUCCUUUAUUGUGCGCAUCACUGAUGAGAAUGACAACCACCCACACUUCUCCAAGCCUUACUAUCAAGUCAUUGUACAGGAGAACAACACUCCUGGCGCCUAUCUGCUCUCUGUCUCUGCCCGCGACCCCGAUUUGGGUCUCAAUGGUAGUGUCUCCUACCAAAUUGUGCCGUCACAGGUGCGAGACAUGCCCGUCUUCACCUAUGUCUCAAUCAAUCCCAACUCUGGUGAUAUCUAUGCGCUACGAUCCUUCAACCAUGAACAGACCAAGGCAUUUGAAUUCAAGGUGCUGGCCAAGGAUGGCGGCUUGCCCUCGCUGCAAAGCAACGCCACGGUGAGGGUCAUCAUCCUCGACGUCAACGACAAUACCCCAGUCAUCACUGCCCCACCCCUGAUCAAUGGCACUGCUGAGGUCUAUAUUCCUCGAAACGCCGGCAUAGGCUACUUGGUGACUGUAGUUAAGGCAGACGAUUAUGAUGAGGGCGAAAAUGGCCGAGUCACCUAUGACAUGACAGAAGGUGACCGUGGUUUCUUCGAAAUAGACCAGGUCAACGGAGAAAUCAGAACCACUCGCACCUUUAAUGAGAACUCCAAGGCUUCCUAUGAGCUGAUAGUGGUGGCCCAUGACCAUGGCAAGACGUCUCUUUCUGCCUCUGCCCUUGUCCUAAUCUACCUGUCCCCAGCUCUUGAUGCCCAAGAGUCAAUGGGCUCUGUGAACUUAUCCCUGAUUUUCAUUAUUGCUCUGGGCUCCAUUGCCGGCAUCCUCUUUGUCACUAUGAUAUUCGUGGCAAUCAAGUGCAAGCGUGACAACAAAGAGAUCCGGACCUACAACUGCAGUAAUUGUUUAACCAUCACUUGUCUCCUCGGCUGUUUUAUAAAAGGACAAAACAGCAAGUGUCUGCAUUGCAUCUCGGUUUCUCCCAUUAGCGAGGAGCAAGACAAAAAGGCAGAGGAGAAAGUGAGCCUAAGGGGAAAGAGAAUCGCUGAAUACUCCUAUGGGCAUCAAAAGAAAUCAAGUAAGAAGAAAAAAAUUAGUAAGAAUGACAUCCGCCUUGUACCUCGGGAUGUGGAGGAGACAGACAAGAUGAAUGUUGUCAGUUGCUCCUCCCUUACUUCGUCCCUCAACUAUUUCGACUACCACCAGCAGACACUGCCCUUAGGCUGCCGACGCUCUGAGAGCACUUUCCUGAAUGUGGAGAACCAGAAUACCCGCAACACCACUGCCAACCACAUCUACCACCACUCCUUCAACAGCCAGGGCCCUCAGCAGCCAGAUCUGAUCAUCAAUGGUGUGCCCCUGCCUGAGACUGAAAACUAUUCCUUUGACUCUAACUACGUGAAUAGCCGUGCCCAUUUAAUCAAAAGCUCCACCUUCAAGGACCUCGAGGGCAACAGCCUGAAGGAUAGUGGACAUGAGGAGAGUGACCAGACUGACAGUGAGCAUGAUGUCCAGAGGAGCCUGUACUGUGAUACUGCUGUGAAUGAUGUGCUGAACACCAGCGUGACCUCCAUGGGAUCUCAGAUGCCUGACCAUGACCAGAAUGAAGGAUUUCAUUGCAGGGAAGAAUGCCGGAUUCUUGGCCACUCUGAUAGAUGCUGGAUGCCCCGGAAUCCUAUGCCCACCCGUUCCAAGUCUCCUGAGCAUGUGAGGAACAUCAUCGCUCUGUCCAUUGAAGCUACUGCUGCUGAUGUUGAGGCUUACGACGACUGCGGCCCCACCAAGCGGACUUUCGCAACCUUUGGAAAAGAUGUCAGCACCCACCCGGCUGAGGAGCGGCCCAUCCUGAAAGGCAAGAGGACUGUCGAUGUGACCAUCUGCAGCCCCAAAGUCAACAGCGCUAUCCGGGAGGCAGGCAAUGGCUGUGAGGCUAUUAGCCCUGUCACCUCCCCGCUCCAUCUCAAGAGCCCUCUGCCCACCAAGCCUUCUAUGUCUUACACGGUCGCCCUGGCUCCUCCAGCUCAUGAUCUGGAGCACCAUGCCAACAAUGGCGCCUCUCGUCCUUCUGAAGCUGAGCCCCGUGGAGCCGACAGUGAGAAAGUCAUGCGUGAGGUCAAUCCUAUUCUGAAGGAAGGUCGUGACAAGGAAUCUCCUGGCGUGAAGCGUCUGAAGGAUAUCGUUCUGUAAACCCGUCUGGGGAAGAAAAGAGAAAGAAAUCACACUGGCUAGUGAAGAUGCAGCAGCUGCUCAUUUUAAUUGCUCACCAAUGGUUGGUUCUCGAGUGGCUGCAUUGUAGAGCUUUCCCUAAAUGUAUUGUGUAUAAGUGACUAUCAUUCCGUGACAAUCCCUCUCGUUUCAACAGGCAGCAGGGGUGUUCAGUUGGAGCAAAUUAGCUUUGGCUUGAGUUGUUCAUGGGGCCUUGAUGUUGGGGAAACAGAGGCAAAUUCAGUUGUGAAAAGUA